Messenger RNA from Malaya genurostris, 8165 nucleotides. It is a transcript of the gene Sec16, whose product is annotated as protein transport protein Sec16A. Gene Ontology annotation, biological process: autophagy; Golgi organization; COPII vesicle coat assembly. The transcript is spliced from 17 exons. NCBI's taxonomy places the organism in Eukaryota, Metazoa, Arthropoda, Insecta, Diptera, Culicidae. Gene Ontology annotation, cellular component: ER to Golgi transport vesicle membrane; endoplasmic reticulum exit site. The record is from RefSeq and is a predicted model, not a curated record. Bases 454 to 7074 code for a protein of 2206 amino acids.
ACGAAAAUAAGCCACGAAGUCAUAAACUGGUGUUGGUGGUUAGUGAAAAAUUUUCGAAGGUGUUGGAGAAGGGGAAACCAGGUGUACAAGCAGCAGAAGUAGCAGUAGCGAGCAUGUAGAAAAUGAAUUAUCGACGCCGAGCGACAUGCCUUUUCGAAUUAACAUAGAGACGCACAUUUUGCGAUUUUUACCCUAAGUCUUUGUUAGUUGUGUGUUGGAUAUGCAUUGAGGAGUGGUUGGGUGUCCAGUAGUAACUAGCGAUAAUUUAUCCACUGUCAUCGAUCGCUAAGAUAUUGUUGGCUCCGUAGAAUUCACUGAACCAAAGUCGUUUGCCAAAACGUGUUUCACUAAUUACGAUGGAAGAAGUGUGAUUGGGCAGUGAUAGCAUCUGUAGCAGAACACCAUUAGUACAGUUAAUAACAUCGAGGAGAAAAAAUCAACAACCAAUUAGCAAUGUCGGCACCAUUUUCUGCAGCCACAGCAUUUACCAACAACAAUAACAACACCGAUGGUUGGGGAGAUGAAUGGGGCGAUUGGGGUAGCGAAAAUCCAAAUUCGACGUCACAACAAAAUCAGUCGCAUCUUUCAUCUCAACCACCAACCAUGAAUGCCAACAAGUACUUCCAGGCUCCACAACAGCACUAUCCUCCUCAGCAAGUGCAGAUGGAUCAGAGCAAUAAAAAUUUCAUGCCUAACGCUACGCCUGCUCCCCAUCAGUUUCAAAACUUCUCUACUCCUACACCUCCAAUGCAACACCCCUUUCAGCCUAACUAUCAGCAGCAGCAGCAUGUCUACCAUCAACCUCAGCAGCAAUAUGUGCCACCUCCGGCCAGUGCAUCUUUCUUCAAUCAAACUGCUCCGCGGGUUCCGUCGUACCCAUCGGCAUCAACGACACCACAACUUAACCAAUCAUACAACCAAACCAUUUCUGACAGCUUCAGCACUAGUGCGGGUGAUAGUUGGGCUUGGAAUGUGUCAGAUAGUAAUCAAGCAGCUUCAAAUUCCAAACCGCAAACAAACGAUACACAACAGCAACAGCAGCAGCAAAAUGCAAUUCAGGAGAACUAUAACCAAAGUUACCCUCCGCUAAAUCUUUCUCCGAGUCCUUUCAGUUUACCUGGUGGUGCAAACAAUACUCAACAGCCUCCGAAAGUGCAGGCCGCUCAGAUAACCAGAAUCAAAAACGAAACAUUAUCGCCGCAAUGGUCCAUCGAAAGUCAGGUGUCGCAAACGUCCAGCGAUCGAUCGAUCGAAAGCGGUGAAAUCGCCGAGAGUAGAAGCUCCAACACGAUGCCAUCGGAUGAUGGAUCAUCCGGUAGGCAUCCUGGUCCCUCCCAGCAAAUCGAGAACUACGAAAACAUAGCAUCCUAUGGUAACCAAUUCACUAGCAGUGGAGAUGUUCCGGAUAAGCUAGACGAAACCUUAAGCUCGCUAAGUAUAAAACAGGAGCCUUUGCAAGAAACAAAACGUCCGGACAGUUACAGAGAAUCAUCAUUUCCACCACCACCGCCCUCGAUUGCCACCAAUACACCGGCAGAUGGCGGUGUUCUACCUCCGAAAGCUUCAUCUAGAACUCCUCCGUUACCUCCGCCACCAACAGAAGUUGGACCGACACCAGCAGCCCAUGGUCCACCACCAAACCAAGCACCGCCAAAAGGGCAAGGUGGCAACCCGUUCAAACGUGUAGGUCAUCGUUCUCAUAUAGCGACCCCUGGUCUGGGAGCACCAACACCACCAGCAGCACCGACCAAUCCAAAUUACUUCUACUCUAAUCCUCCGCAAGACAUUAGUAACGUUGAAAAUCCUGUUCCGGAAAAUUUGGAAAUACCUGAUUCGCGUGUUGAAAAUGUCGAAAAUAUGGAAGUUGCUCCGAAUAACGAUCGUAAUCAGUAUUUGCAAACCGGUCAUUUGUCUGAGGAAGGCUACACCAGUACACAACAUACAACAGCUCAUCAGAAUGAACAACAACCGGGUGAGGAUAGUUUACCUCCUCCGGGACUGUCACGUUAUGUUCCGGGUCAACAACAGUCGGAAAAUAACACACCACUAAUGGGUCACAAUUUCCCGGAGCCUCCGCCUGGCCUUGAUCGUAUGAUUCCAGGAACCGAUCUAGAAAAUGCGACUGAUUUGAACAUGGAACGCCAGAUAGAUGGUGAAGUAUCCGAUUCUGCUUCUAAUUCGAACGUACGAACCAGUUAUACGACUAUCAUUUCAUCGCAAAGUCAAGAGCAUCAUCAUCACCAUCACCACCGUCAGGAGCAGGAACGAAUCAGCGAUCGAAAUCUGUACCAGGUACCGGGAGAAAGUGACACUCAUUACAAUCAACAACGUGUUAUCCCAGGUGUGGAAGAUGAUCGUGCCGUUCAAACUAACAGCAGUAACUAUACAUCGCUAGCUCAACCUGUGCUCGAUAUACCGAUGAAUGAAGAGCAACGGGAGUUGGUUAUGGAUGGCGAAAAUCCGCAUGAUCCGCCUCCGCAAACAAUACACGUAGAUAUUCCUCGCGAAGAACCGAUCGAAGGUGGUAACACUCAGGAUGAUCCUAUAGUAGCCAGUGCUGGUGCGACACCUGCAAUUGGCACCACCGAAACUGACUCUAAUCUCACGAUGGAAACGCCUCGCAAAGAUCCUUCGAACACAUCCACAGCUGAUGAAAGUGACAAAGAUCGUUCAAUGUUUUAUUCGAAAGGGAAAACUUCACGACGUGAAGAGGACCCAUUGCGGCGUUCUAACAAGAGCAAGAGUUCAAGGGAUCGCUACGAUACUGAGGAUUCGGAUUACAGUGAACGCGAAAAGAGGCGACGGGAACGAGAAGGCAGCAGCGGAUUCGAUGGAGCUCAAAGAGAUCGUCGACGAGGUGAGCGGGAAAUCGAUAAGGACCGAAGAAAAGAUGGUGGAAAGGAUCGAGACCGGCAAAAAGAGAAAGAUCGAGAUUAUGACUAUCGGGAUAGGGAUAGACAUAGAUAUGAUCGUGAACGUGAACGUGAUCGCUAUGGACGCGGAAGUAAGUAUGAACGGGACAGUCGCUACGAAACCGAUGGAUCCAAGUACGAAACUGAACGAUCGAUGCGGUACGACAAGGAUGGGGAUAAUGGUAAACGAUACAUGUCCAGAGAAGAAUACUAUCGUAAACGGGAGGAACGGGGAGGAGACGAUCGUCGUUACCGCAAAGAGAAAGAUCGUGAACGUUAUCGUGAUGAGCGGAAACGAGAUGAUCGCUAUCGUGAUGGAGGCGGCGAUAAGCGUCGCGAUCGACGUUACGAGUACGACGACUACCGAACCGGAAGUCGCAAUGGAACCGAACGCGAUCGCUUACGUGACAGUCGGGAACGAGAUGAUCGAAAGGAACGUGAUCGAAAAUAUCCUUCUUCGGCAUAUGGUGGUACAGGGUAUGGCUCAACAGGAUAUUACGACCCGUACACUUAUUACACCCAACAUCAGCAGUACUACGAACAACUGCGACGGACGAAUCCGCAAGCGUAUGCUGAAUGGUAUCGCACGUACUACAGUCAAAUACAAGCCGCUCAGAUGCAGAGGGAUCUCAUAACAACAGAUGGGCGCGAAUCGGUUCAUUCUGGACGAAGCUCAGCCAACGAUAAGGAGCGGUUGAAUCGCACGACACCGUUCCUACAUCAACCCGGCAUGUACAAUCCGGAAGAUUAUCAUCGUCAUUUCAGUAAUCAAUCGCAACCAUCCGCAAUGCUUGAUCAAAGUUUCCUUAGUGAAGCCUCCGGUCAUCCGGCGGCAUCACUGUCAAUGUUCCACCAUCAGCAAACAAUGUUCCAGCAGCAGCAGCAGCAACAACAUCAACAACAGCAGCAGCAACAACAACGCGCUACACCAUUGGUUAUGGAUAGGUCGUACCACGUCGACAGUGGAUAUUACCAACCAAGGUUGGACAACACCGAUGGCUCCAUCAGACAAGAACCAACGUCAAUGACUGUAAUGGAACCAGAGCGAUUGACACCUCGAAAGUUCCCAGAAAUACACCCAAUUGUGAGCAUUUCCUGUGGGUUGCUGGUGACCGCUAAGAAUCGAUUGACCGUCAAUGGCACAACCGAUUUGGUGAAGAUUUUAAGUUUAGGUGCUAACGAACCGACACGUAAGUUGUUUCAUUCAUAUCCGGGUCCACUGGUGAAGGAUAAAACUCACAAAAAGUCGGUGAUUGAGUUUUGCGAGGAGCAAUUGCGAUGUGGACCGCCUUCGAUUGGAGGGCAAGCGUUAGUAAAAUCAAGAGGAAAUUCAAUCAAUAGUUUACAUUCACUUGGAGUUAGCGGUAAUCGAGGCUCAUUCACUCUACUAUGGAGCUAUAUAAUUCUGUUGUUGAGGCAAAACGGAACAUUCGUCGGAACAGAUAUCUCCGAGUUACUCAUGCAUAACAAGCGAGAAUUUCCGUUCGAAUCGCAUCAGACCAGCGCCCGAUCGACAAAUGUUAGUGGAAGAAAUUCUUCCCUGUCCACUGCCGACCGUAAACCUCGAGAACCUGACGGUGAAGGUCGUUUGGAUGAUGAUGCCGACGAGACUGUCGAGAGUGUCUCCAUGGAAAUUGACCAGCAACUACUACCUGAAAAGAAAGAACAGCUCAGUGAAUUAGAGAUCACGGACAAGUUUCGUAACUAUCUCAUAUACGGUAAUAUUAGUGACGCACUAGAGUGGGCUACAGAAAACAAUCUGUGGGGCCAUGCGUUGUUCCUUGCAUCGAAAGUCGAUUCGCGACAGCACGCGAACGUGAUGAUGAAAUUCGCUAACAAACUCACUUUGAACGAUCCGCUUCAAACCCUCUACCAGUUGCUUAGUGGGCGAACUCCCUCCGCUGUCAGCUGUGUGCUCGAUGAAAAAUGGGGCGAUUGGCGACCGCAUCUGGCCAUGCUGGUUUCCAACAGUUCAACCAAACCAGAACUGAUAAAGAAAUCCAUCACCACGCUUGGGGAUUCCUUGUACAACCGUGGCGAUCUGUAUGCAGCCCAUUUCUGUUACCUGCUGUCGGAUGUAGCGUUUGGACGAUUCUCUGACGUUAAGCAGGACAAUAGCGUAACGGUCACUGCCAAUACAACGGUGCGAUUAAUCUUGCUGGGUGCGACACAUUUCCAGCGAAAUUUCAAAGAAUUUUCCACCAACGAAUCAAUCAUGAUGACGGAGAUAUACGAGUACGCACGGUCACUGAAUGAGGAACGAUACACCAUUACGGAGCUGCAGCACUAUAAAUAUCUACUGGCAUGUCGGAUGUUGGACUAUGGAAUGCAACUUAAAUGUUUGCUAUAUAUGGAGCAAAUUGCCGAACAGAUUCAACUCGAUCCGUACCAUUUUGAAGUGGAAUUCAUCAAAAAGAUCUACACACUUGGUGAUCGUUUGAAAUACUAUGAUCCGGUGCUGGAAAAAGCCUUAGACGAAUCUGUGGAUAACGCCGGUCGCGGAAAUAUUUACUCGAAUGUAGAAGAUCCUUCCUGGUUGCAGCGAUUAAGUACCAUAUUGAAAAAUUAUGAAACCGAAAAUAGCUCCAAAUAUGUUAACGUGACAUCUAGUGAAAUGCAAGAACAGACCACCAGUCAAUACAGUGGUUAUGUUGGGUAUAGUGCAGAGCCUCAACAGCAACAGCACGGCCCUGAACAGUCGUACAGUUCGGAUCCGUCAGACAUCAACAAACAGUUCGCAGAAAUAAAUCAACAAUUCAGUCAGUUGAACAAACAAUACGCCGAUAUGUGUGAUCAACAACAAUCCCAUCAACCAAUCGCAACUCAAUACGAUCAUCAAACGGCAGCUCCCAGCUAUGAUCAAGGGUACGAUUCUAUCAACCAACUGUCAUUGCAGGAGGAAGUUCAAUUGAAACAACAGCAGCAACAACAACAACAGCAAACAUUGGAUCAAUCAAACUCUUACGGAUACGAUAGUUUGUCCGGUCAACCAAGUAUAUUCAUGCCAGUUUCAGCUACUGGUCAAUCGGAUGUUCAGCAUGCCGGUUCAUAUGACUAUUGGGGAUCAAAUUCACAGCCGGCUUCGAAUCGACCCGUGCCCUCGUCUGCAAGCCGAGGAGUCUCCCCGGUCCGAUCGGGCGAUACCGCCGAAACUCCGUGUGAGAUCGAGCGGAAUGCUCGCGACAUGCCUCACGUCAUGUCAGCAACAGCACCGCUCGGUGGUGAUAGGACUGCUCCGUGUGAAAUAAGAGCAGCUCCCUAUCCAGCCGACACUAGCAUUUCGGGUGGUGCUGAACCGAAUAACUACAUACCGCAACCGUCAAUUUCUAUGCCGAAUGCGGUCUCCAACCGACCUGGGUUUGCCGAAGAUGACAGCAAUAGUUCGCCCAAAAAUGUACCAUCUAAGCCAGUACAAUCUGCAGACCAACUGAAAACUACUCACGACCCGUCGAAAAAGGGACAACCAGCGAAGGAUGCCAAGGUGGUUAACAGUAAUCAGAGUAAUAAUUCCGGGUGGUUUGGCGGUAUUUGGAACAAGUUUUCCCUGAAGCCCAAGAAUCAGAUGAUUCUUCCAGAUGACAAAAACCCGACGAUUGUGUGGGAUCCUGAAACAAAGAAAUGGGUGAACACUGAAGCAAGUGAAGGAAGCGAGGAAGCAUUCAAGCCUCCACCGAAAAUGGCGGACAUUUUACCAGCCAGUUUACCUGUUCAAGGUCCAGCAACGGUUCAACCUGCGGCAGCACCUACACCGACUCCUGUCAACACCGGCUAUAAUCCAUCACCACCUAUUCAUUAUGAGCCCAAUUCGCAGCAGUCUGUUCCAGACGUUCCGACCCAACCGGUAGCAGUUGCGCCUGGUGGAACUGUGAAGAUGGGUGAACCAACUAAAGUACCCACCCUACAGUCCAAUAUGUUUAAAAUGCAAAGGAAUCGAACUCUCAAAAAAUCCUACGUCGAUGUGUUCAAUCCGUCCGGUGCGGCACCCAGUCGACCUGUGGAACCAAUUUUAGCUCCCGCCGUUCCGACGAUUCCUACGCCUCAAGGUGGAUUUUUUGUGCCCGGUCCGUCACCAGUGAACGGAGGACCUGGUAAUGAGAACCCCCCCGAGGGAGUUCCUCAGUUCUACAACCCAAAUCAGUACACUGGAGGAUAUCAGCAAUGAACAGACAAUAGGAGCAGCGUAUAUGAAUGAAAAACAAAUGAUACACUUGAUUUCAACGAAAACUGGGCGGCUCGCACAUAUUUUAAACAUCUUCAUAAUGACUGAAAGCGCUUGCGAGCUUAUAUAAAAGUAAUGAUUGGCAUUUGGGAAAAAGGACUGACCGGAGAAAGUAGAUGUGGUUAUUCGAUUGGGAUCUUAGUUUUGUAAAUGUUUUCGUUCGUUUGUGUUUUGUAAUAAAGUACCUAUUUUCGUUAUCAGUAAUUCGCAUAUGUUUUAACAAUUAAAAAUGUUAAAUGAAAAUCAAGAAGUUAGAAACCUUCUCAAAAUAUGGGCUUGAUAUUUGUAUAUUUUGUAUACAUUUUAUACACCUUAUUGAUACACUUAUGAGAAAGGUAUAUAAUCUGGUAAAGUAUUUUUUGAUUGGUUGCUCACAGUUAUUUUUAAAUCGUUUUUGUAUAUUGUAUAAUCAACUGAUAGAAAAGAUAUAUAUUCAAAAAAAUAGUGAAAGCAUUAGUAAGACCAAGAGAAGCACUUUGAAAAAGUAAGCUGAUUUUCUUAGUGAGGUAAUGUGAUAUGUAUUGUCUUUUUUCUUUUCAUUAGAAUUUUAUUUACCUAUUAUAGAAUAUUUUUUUUGUGAAAGGUGCAGUAGUUGAGUACAUAUUUUAUCCAUAGACUUUAGUUUUAUUUUUCAUGAAAGACAGUUACAUGAAACCAUGUAAAUACUAGCAACUCGAACGAAUGCGUAUUGAUGGACCUAGGUUUGGUGGUAAACUACUAUCAUUUAUUAUCUACAAUCAAUUAAUAGCAACUCAUUCACGCAAAGAAAGUAAGUUCGUCGAUAUUUUGAGAUGUAGUAUUCAUUAUAAUUUCCUUGUGAUAGAAGAUGAUUGCAAGACAAAAUUUACGUAACUUAAAAACUGUUUAAGUUUAUUAUAUACUUUUUCUACACUCUCUUCUACGAAUUGAAAAUCGCUUGGUGGCAGUGAAAAAAUGGAAUGAAGAUAGUCCAAUCGUGUACUUUUGAAAACGAACAAUUGUAUAAUUCUAAAAAAAGGAAUGAAGCUAUAAUAAAGAAGUGUUAAUAAUCUCCA